UGACAACGACGCGUAGAGAGGGAGAAGCAGAAGCCAAAAAGUUGCAUCCAAACAAAGCCUUCUCUCUUCUCUCUCUCUUUUUAAACACACCUUGUUGUGGUUUUCUCUUCCUCUGACCCUCCGCUCUUGUAUUCGCAAUCGCACCUUCUCGAACAAUCUCAUCCUCACCUCACACUUUCAUAUUCUUUCCGAUCUCACCACUUGCAAUCAUGAGUGAUGAAGGAGAAAGGACUUGUCCUCUCUGUGCUGAAGAGAUGGAUUUGACAGAUCAGCAAUUGAGACCAUGCAAAUGCGGCUACCAGAUAUGUGUCUGGUGUUGGCAUCACAUAAUGGACAUGGCAGAGAAGGACGACACAGAGGGACGGUGCCCUGCAUGUCGCUCUCCAUACGAUAAGGAAAAGAUUGUCGGGAUGGCUGCAAACUGUGAGAGAUUGGUGGCUGUUCGUAUGGAUAGAAAGAUGAAGAGCCAGAAGGCGAAGUCUAAAUCAUCUGAAGGACGGAAGCAGCUCAGCAGUGUUCGAGUUAUUCAGAGGAAUCUUGUUUACAUAGUGGGAUUGCCUCUCAAUCUGGCUGAUGAAGAUUUUCUCCAGCACCGUGAGUAUUUUGGUCAGUAUGGGACAGUCUUGAAAGUGUCAAUGUCUCGGACGGCAGCUGGUGUUGUUCAGCAGUUUCCAAACAAUACAUGUAGUGUAUAUAUUACUUAUUCAAAGGAAGAAGAAGCUAUUCGAUGUAUUCAAAAUGUACAUGGAUUUGUUUUGGAGGGUAGACCUUUAAGGGCUUGUUUUGGAACAACUAAGUAUUGUCAUGCAUGGCUCAGAAACACGCCUUGCAGCAAUCCAGAUUGUGUAUAUCUGCAUGAGAUUGGCUCUGAAGAAGACAGUUUUACAAAAGAUGAAAUAGUUUCAGCUUACACUAGAAGUCGUGUUCAGCAAGUUACCGGUGUUGCAAGCAACACGGAACGGCGGUCAGGGAAUGUAUUGCCUCCUCCAUUGGAUGAUUACAUGAGCAACACUUCAGGCAAACCCAUUGCGAAAAAUUCUUUAAGUAACUCUGUUAGCACCGUAAAAGGUUCGCCUCCUGAUGGAAGUCCUGCAAAGCUUAUGGCUCCUGCAUGGGGUUUGCGGACUACAAAUUGUCAGCCAGCUGCUGGUGGUCUAUUAUGUCCAAACGGACUGUCGAAGCCCAAGCCUGAUUCAAUCAGCAGCUCACUACCCUUUUCCUCGGCUGUUGCAGGCCCAAUUCAAGCUUCAUUGCAUAGUGAAACAAUAGAGAGGCCACUGUCAAGUGAUGGGUGUCAUAGUAUACUGCCUGAAGUGAAAAAUAAUUGUAUAGAUGUUGUGGCAGGUGCUGAUGAAAAAACUUUGGCUUCUGAUGCGCCUGUGAAUUUUAACAGCCAGUUCCCUUCUAUACCAUUAGCCAGAGAAAGUGAUAGAGGGGGUUGUACAACAUCAAGCACAACGAAUUCUAUUGACAUCACAACAAGUUCAAAUGGCAGCUUUAGUCCUGAGGAAGCAAUUAUUGUUACCAAUGAAGGGAUUCAAAAUUUGUCCUAUGAGUUGUCCUCUGUUGACCUUGAUAGAAAUGCCCAAAAUGAACAUUACAACAUAACCAAACCCAGCAGCCCACCUACUGAUUUUGUAUUGGUUAAGCCUAUGCAAUCUCAAGGAUCACAACAUAAUGUUGAAAAAUUUAGAGAUGUAAUUAUAACAAAUGCAGCCAGUAAAUCCUCUGUAUUGGAUAACGAGUUUUAUAAUUCAAAGGAACGAUAUGAUUUGAAAUUGGAUUCUCAAUCUCAGGUAGCAUCAGGUUAUGCUGAAGUAGAUGAUGAUGAUGUGACAUCUUUCGAUAACCAGAGACUUAAGGAUCCAGAAGUUGUUUGUCAUUCUUAUUCGCCUUUCCUUCGUGUGUCAAAUAAUUAUAAUCCUCAUCCUCUGCAGCAUGGUGAUCCUUGUACUUUUGUAAAUUCCGGUUCUUUAGCCACAAAUAAUGUAGUUGGGGAUGAUCCAAAAGCAUUAUGCAAUGGAUAUCCUGAGAAAUUGGUCAGCACCAACUCUUACAGGUUGCUUCAUGAUGAAAGGAAUGAUAAUAACAUAGGAAGAUUAGUUAGCGAAGCAGUUAAUAUUGGAAGUGAUGCCUCUACAGAUAAGGGUGAGAGUAGUAUAAUUUCAAAUAUAUUGUCCAUGGAGUUUGAUCCCUGGGAUGACUCACUAAUAUCACCCCAUAAUUUGGCCAAGUUGUUGAGUGACAAUACUGACAAUCAGAAUGGUCUGCUAAAGAAAUCUAGUUCUUGUAAUGUCCAAACCAAUCAAUCAAGAUUUUCUUUUGCAAGACAAGACGAAUCCAAAAUCCAAGCCUUUGAUUUGAACCCAUCGCAUGGUGCCAACCAACAGUUUCUCAAAAGUCGCUCACUCAUCCGAGAUUUUGUGGAAACAACAGACGUGUCUUUGGACAAAAUGGGUAUUGCAAAUGGCUUUCCUGUUAAUAAAGUUGAGGAAUAUGAGAAUCUAGGCAGUGGUCAUUUUAUUGCUUCUAAUAAUCUUUCUGCUGUUUCCAAAGCACAAAUUUCAGCGCCCCCAGGAUUUUCAGAGCCAAGCAGGCCACCACCUCCCGGUUUUUCUUCUCAUGAGAGAAUGGCACAGGCUUUUGACUCAAUUUCUGGGAAUUCAUUGCUUGACCCUUCUUUCUUACCGAGAAAUUCAUAUCAGGCACCAUCAACUGGGAAUUUUGGAGGUGCAGGAGACAUUGAGUUUAUGGAUCCCGCUAUUUUGGCAGUUGGUGAGGGGAGAUUUCACGGUGCGCUAAACAGCCCAAUGCUAGACAUACGUUCCAAUUACACCCCACAAUUAAAUUACCUUGAGAAUGAGGCCAGACUUCAGUUAUUGAUGCAAAGAUCUCUCCCGCCACAACAAAACCACCGAUUUUCAGAAUUUGGGAACAAUUUUUCUCAGCUUAGUAAUUCUUAUGGCAUUUCUUCACGGAUAGAUCAAUUACAAGUCGGUAAUCUUACUUCAUUCCCUCAACUGUCUCUCCAGCAGUCUAGAAAUGCUGUCUUGUCAAAUGGCAAUUGGGAUGGGUGGAAUGAAAUGCAGAAUGGAAAUAAUAUAGGAAUGGCUGAGCUUUUGAGAAACGAAAGGCUUGGAUUUAACAAGUUUUAUAGAGGAUAUGAUGAUUCAAAGUACCGGAUGCCAAAUUCUGGGGAUUUAUACAACAGGACAUUUGGGAUUUGAAUUUGUUGGCUAUACUAUUGUUGUCAAUUUUGGCCAUGGCAAAGCCAAGGCAGAAAUGGGAAAGUACAAUUUUUUCUGCAUUGCUAAAGGUGAUGGGGCUGGCUCUCGACAUAAUUUAUCUCUCGACAUUAUGAUGAUGCUCGAAGAAGUGCAGUUUAUAACUGCUGCUGUUCUGGAUUUGCCGAAGCAAGGUGUGUGAGAUGUAAGAAAUCAACCGUGGAUCAGAACAUGAUCCUUAGCACUUACAUCGUCGUCGAGUGUUCUCUUUAUAAGUGCAGACGAUGAAAUUUUGUUGAUUGACAGUCGAAUAAUCAGCUCUAUAUUUAUUGGUAUUGUAAUUUUCUUUACUGAACUUGUGGAUAUAGAUAAGAGGUUUGGUGCGGAAUUAUUCAAUGGUAAAAAAUGUUGGCAGCAGUUUUCAUCAUCAUAUUUGAUAUAGAAUUUUUCACUUUUUGACUAUGAUAACAUGGAAUUCCUUCCGAGUGUGUAACUCUGUUGCCACCUGGGCAGGUUUAUUGUCUUCUUUGACCAAUUACUUAUGUUUUUUUGUGUGCAUAAAUAUUUUAAUGGCAGUCGAGCACAUUGUAUGUUUCA
This is a messenger RNA of Cicer arietinum (chickpea), 3821 nucleotides long. RefSeq lists its product as uncharacterized. Gene Ontology annotation, molecular function: ubiquitin-protein transferase activity; RNA binding. Lineage: Eukaryota; Viridiplantae; Streptophyta; Magnoliopsida; Fabales; Fabaceae. Gene Ontology annotation, biological process: protein ubiquitination. The record is from RefSeq and is a predicted model, not a curated record. Gene Ontology annotation, cellular component: CCR4-NOT complex.